UAGUCGGAAAACACACUGACUGAGAAGCAUUCCCUCACUUACAUCUACACGGCCCUCUCCAAACCUGUCGGACUCCCGGGCAUCCAUGACUUCACAGCCAUGGGUCUGCUGAACGACAGGAUGAUCGACUACUUUGACAGUGAGAACCAGAAGAAAGUUCCCAAACAGACCUGGAUGAAAGAGCGACUGCCUGCAGAUUACUGGGACAAAGGCACACAGUCCCGCCAGAGCAAGCAGCAGUGGUUCAAAGUCAACAUCGACAUCCUGAUGCAUCGAAUGAGACAGAACGACACCGACGUCCAUGUUCUUCAGUGGAUGCACGGCUGUGAGGGCGUCACGCAGCCCAACGGCGAGAUUAAGUUCCAACGCGGCAUGGACAUGUACAGCUACGACGGAAACGACUUCCUGUCCUUCGACGCCGCCCACGAAGUCUGGGUCGCCCCAGUUCAAGAGGCCGUACAGACUAAGAGGAAGUGGGAUGAAGUCCAGGUCCUAAAAGAAUACACCAAAGGCUACCUGGAGAACGAGUGUAUUAGUUGGUUGAGCAAGUUCGUGAAAUAUGAGCAAGAGCAGCUACAACAGGCCUCUGCUCCAGCGGUGUACCUGUAUACAAAGAAGACCAGAGUUGAGGCAAACAUCAUUUUGACGUGCCUAGCCACAGGUUUCUACCCAAAAGACAUCGUCCUGCAGAUCAAAAGGAACGGCCGUGUUCUAACGAGAGAGGACGGAUUGAUCUCCUCGGGCGUUCGACCAAAUGAAGACGAGACCUUCCAGAGGAGAGACAGCGUGGAGAUUUUAAGGAGUGACGUGUCUACGUACACCUGUGAAGUGAAUCACCCUGGAUCCAGGUUGCAUGUUGAGAAGGUCUGGGGUAAGAAACUUUAUGUAACUGCAGUUUAUCAGGAGCUUCCCAGCUCUGGAGCUGCAGGUGUUGUUCGGUUUAUAGUGGUGAUUGUUGGUGUGAUCGUGGGAACGCUGCUAGUGGUCUUUGCAGGCAUAAUUGCUAAUGAUCCAGGUGACCACAACCCCAGCCCCGAAGACGCCGACGGUCUUGUGUACGAGAAUGUGGAGGAUGCAGUGUGA
Siniperca chuatsi (mandarin fish) is the source of this 1083-nucleotide messenger RNA. Its product is annotated as H-2 class I histocompatibility antigen, L-D alpha chain-like. Gene Ontology annotation, biological process: immune response. The record is from RefSeq and is a predicted model, not a curated record. NCBI's taxonomy places the organism in Eukaryota, Metazoa, Chordata, Actinopteri, Centrarchiformes, Sinipercidae. The transcript is spliced from 6 exons. Gene Ontology annotation, cellular component: external side of plasma membrane. Bases 100 to 1083 code for a protein of 327 amino acids.